GAAGCGCGACUUUGCAAACACAGUUGUCGACUAAAGGGAGUGUUGUCAUAAAUAAUUGGGGAAUAUCUUUAUAUUUCCGCAGUCUUUAACGUGAAGAUCGUGAGGUUGGUUUCAAAGUAAUAACUAGGUUUCAAGAGCUACUUACAAACAAAGCAGAUUAUAACUUAUGUCAACCAUUUUGGACUUCUAAUUUUACUGAACCAUUUUGUUGCUGCAGUUCAGAUAAACGUGCCUGAGCUACACUUCCUACCGAUCAAUUUCACUAAACCAAGCUUAUAAUUGCGGAUUCUUUUUGCUUUUUUUGUAAUUCAUCUUAUUCUGCAUAAGUGAAUUAAGCUUGAUAACUUGUGUGCAAGGGCAAAGCGAUAUGAAACAGAAAAAGCUUAACUAUCAAAUAAAGCCUGUUGGUUCAUGAGACGUCAAUCUCUUGUAGGGCUUCUAUAGGUUGCGUGAACACUAAAGGCUUGUCAAGAUUGUAUUAUCUACACAAGUAAUGUGUCUUGUAUAAUGCCGUCAACUUAGUUCUUUAUCUGAUAAGUUAACUAAGCUUAAAUGAAAUACAGGUUGAUUCUAGACACAAAACAUUGUCAAGGUGAAACAUACCCAGGAACCUAAUAAGCCAAAAGUUGUAACUGGAGUUCUUAAUUUAGGUAAAAUGCCAGCUCUUAGGACAAAAGGUGGCAUUGAAGAAGGUGAAACUCCAAGUGAGACAUCUAGUGUGUCAUCAGGAGUAACUCCUGAUACAAAAACUAAAGAGAGUGAAAGCAAAGACACAGUUCGCCGAAGUGGUAGAAAGUAUAAGCAGAGAAUUCUAUUUGGACAUGAAAAGAAAACUGAUGUCACACCAUCCCCAAGUACAUCUAAGAAACAAAAACAUCCAAGAAAAACUGUUGAAAAAUCUGAUAGUGACAAUGAGGAAGAACAUGAGAAAAGCUCAGAAGAACAAUCAGGAAGCAGUGAUAGCGAAGAAAUUAUUCUUCCAAGAGCACCUUCCAAAGGGAGAAAGAGCCCAGCAACUACUACUCCCAAGCGAAAUCCUUUUGCAAAAAGAGGUAGACCUACAGGAACUUCAUCAAGAAAAAGGAAGGAUAAAGCUUCAAUACAAGAUGAUGAUGCCCAGGGAUCCUUAUUUGACAUUGUCAAAGCAGGAAAAGGUGCACUUAGGGCCUUAGUGGAUGACUGGAUUGAGAGCUACAAUAAGAAGAAGGAGGCAGCCAUGGUGGACAUUAUCCAGUUCUUUGUACAAUGUUGUGGUUGUAAAGGAACUGUGACAAGGUCUAUGCUGGAUGAAGAAGAGAACGUAGAUGCUGUUCGCCAACUUACUGAACAGUUUGACGAGGAAAGCCAUGAGUAUCCGCUCAUCAUGUCAGGGCCAUUACACAAAAAGUUCAAGGUAAUUACAGUGCUUAUUGUGUAUGCAAAAUCAAUGAAUAAAUAAUAAUUUUGCUCWCAUCUUGUACCAGACAACCUCCUAU
Exaiptasia diaphana is the source of this 1475-nucleotide messenger RNA. Its product is annotated as cohesin subunit SA-2. Gene Ontology annotation, molecular function: chromatin binding. Gene Ontology annotation, biological process: sister chromatid cohesion. The coding region runs from base 656 to 1438 and encodes 260 amino acids. The transcript is spliced from 8 exons. Gene Ontology annotation, cellular component: cohesin complex; nucleus; chromatin. The record is from RefSeq and is a predicted model, not a curated record. NCBI's taxonomy places the organism in Eukaryota, Metazoa, Cnidaria, Anthozoa, Actiniaria, Aiptasiidae.